Molecule: messenger RNA, 1840 nt
Organism: Aptenodytes forsteri (emperor penguin)
Lineage: Eukaryota; Metazoa; Chordata; Aves; Sphenisciformes; Spheniscidae
Gene: PHB1
Product: prohibitin
Exons: 6
Coding region: 51-869 (272 amino acids)
Biological process (GO): mitochondrion organization
Cellular component (GO): membrane; mitochondrion
Source: RefSeq, a predicted model, not a curated record
GUUUUUUCGCAGGAGGGACUUCUUAAAGGGGCUGGAGCUGGACGUGCGAAAUGGCUGCGAAGGUGUUUGAAGGCCUUGGGAAGCUUGGCCUGGGGCUGGCAGUCGUAGGUGGAGUUGUCAAUUCUGCACUUUACAAUGUUGAUGCGGGCCACAGAGCUGUCAUCUUUGACCGAUUCCGCGGGGUCCAGGACACAGUGGUAGGAGAAGGUACCCACUUCCUCAUCCCCUGGGUACAGAAACCCAUCAUUUUUGACUGCCGCUCUCGCCCCCGUAACAUUCCUGUGAUCACCGGCAGCAAAGAUCUACAGAACGUGAACAUCACGUUGCGCAUCCUGUUUAGACCGGUGACUGCCCAGCUACCGCGGAUUUUUACCAGUAUUGGAGAGGACUACGAUGAGCGUGUCCUGCCCUCAAUCACAACCGAAAUCCUCAAGUCUGUUGUGGCUCGCUUUGAUGCUGGAGAACUGAUCACUCAGAGAGAGCUGGUCUCAAGGCAAGUGAGCGAAGACCUCACGGAGAGAGCGGCGACCUUCGGGCUCAUUCUGGAUGAUGUGUCCUUGACCCACCUGACCUUUGGCAAGGAGUUCACAGAGGCGGUCGAAAUGAAGCAAGUGGCCCAGCAAGAAGCAGAGAGAGCCAGAUUCAUUGUGGAAAAGGCUGAACAGCAGAAGAAAGCAGCUGUCAUCUCUGCUGAGGGAGACUCGAAAGCAGCUGAGCUGAUUGCCAACUCGCUGGCCACUGCAGGUGAUGGCUUGAUUGAGCUGCGCAAGCUGGAGGCAGCUGAAGACAUCGCGUACCAGCUCUCACGGUCCCGCAACAUCACCUAUCUGCCCUCUGGACAGUCUGUGCUCCUCCAGCUGCCGCAGUGAACCUGGCUCUGCAGCCAUAGCUGGCCUGGUCACCUCUACCUACCAGAUCAUCCCUUUCCAAAAGAAUCUUUGCAAUUUCCUCAUUGGUAAAAGCAGAGGAAAUUAAAAUUCAACCCAUUUUGAAUUCUUAAUCAAAUAAAACUGAACGCUCUUGACAACAAACCUGCAUUCCUCCCAUGUACGGUCAGAGCAGUGGCUCCACUGACCAUUAAGCUAGGUUUGAGAAUUGCCCCUUUCCAGGCAGUUUGAGCAACAGGAGCAGAGUUUUCAUCUGUUCACUCCUGGGACGAACAGGUAGCCCAGGUGACUCCCUGACCACAAGAGUGCUGUAUCAAUCCGGUUCCACAGCGAUGCUUCAGUGCCUUUAGGCUGACUGAGCCAGGGUCGUUACAGACUUGCAGGUCCUGGACUAUGGAACAGGGACGCUCAGGGCUCACUCUUCAGUCAAGCCAGUCUUUUUUCAGGUGUCAGCUGAGAGAAAGAGGACAUCUCAGCUGUUAGGACAGUGGCUCUGCUGUGCCUGUGUGAACCAUAGCACCGAUAGCUGGAGGCACAGAUCGAGUGGAUUGUGGCUGGGGGUGAGAAUAGCAGAGAUUCACUUUACAUAGUAGAUGGAUUUCAGGCAUGGAGAAGAUACUUCCUCUGCAGGAAAUACUUCUCACGUACAUGCCGGGAAUGGGGCAUCUCCACUUCUCCCCCCACCGCUGCACACUGAUCUGCUUGCUGCCGCUUGCCCUGUUGUGCAGCGUUGGUUCUUUCACCAACAUCAGUAAAAGUGGCAGUUGGCCUAUUCCAGAUGGCACCUGGGACAAAGAGGGGAUGACUCGGUGCUCCGUGGCUCAGGCAGUCGGAGGUGGGCAGAAUUCUCUGUUACAUCAAUGCUCUUUUUAUUUAGGGAAACUGAAUUGUGAGGAGGAUGUGAUGGGUGAGAUUGUAUAACCAGCCUUCAAUAAAUGUCAUGGUCCCAAGCG